CGGCUCUAUGACUACCUCGGCCAGGAGGGCGGGCUCACCGCCGCCACCGUCGCCAACGUGGUCGCCAACAUGGGGUCCGGCGUGAAGCCGGCUCUUACGCUGUCCAACACAAUGGCGGGCAGUUGUCACAACGGCACUGCCGCACUACUCAGUCGCCUGGGCGACUCUGAAAAGCCGGGCCAGCCGACUGGGUUUGUGGGUUCGCCCGGACGGUCGUGUUUCCAACCGGUCGGGCUGGGCGGGGUCAGUCAAACAUCGGAGGCUUCUGCUGCCGUGAUGACGGUCUUCCAGAAAGCGCUCACCGCACCACAUGCACAGCCCGGACGCUAUCAUACUGAGCCUGCGGUCUCAUCUCCUCUGCUUUUACCUCCGUCCACGGCCGAAUCGUUCAUCAACCGCCUUCCUCUCUCGAAUUGUCGAUUGCCCGGCGAUCUGCUAGCAUGUAGUAGACGCAGCUUGCUGAACUCAAAUCCUUGCCAGAUGGGGAAUUUGCAUCUAGGCCAAGAGGGAAUCGAGCCCAAUGGCAACAUGUCCAUCCAAAGUGGACUGAAAUUCGAGCUUGACCCUUCCGCAGACACAAUAUCGCCCAGCGUCGAAGAGUCAGAUCCUCCGAUCCUUUUAUCUGUUGCAGGUCUGUACGGCCGGUCAUUUCAGCAUGCCUAUUAUGCUGGCUUUCCGCGUGCCCCGCAGAACCAGGCUGCUCUCCGAAACUUCGCAUCGACUGUCCCUAAUGACCCCGAUAGUGCAGUACCCAGCAGCGAUUCAACUUCAAAUGGCGAGAAAGAUGCACACCAAGUUUACUGA
This is a messenger RNA of Protopolystoma xenopodis, 804 nucleotides long. The record is from the annotation of a GenBank genome assembly. NCBI's taxonomy places the organism in Eukaryota, Metazoa, Platyhelminthes, Monogenea, Polystomatidea, Polystomatidae.